AUGAGUUCAAUAGAUUCAAGUCCUCAGCUACAGGCUCGUAAGGCUUCGAUUGCUAGCGACGAUAAUAUACGUUCUGGGGGCAGCAAGACUAGUGGCAACGUGUCUGAGGAUACAGCUUCAACAGUUUCAAACAUAUCGCCAGCUCGCACUGGAGAAUCAAAUGAAAAGGAUGAUGGAAGCAAUAGUACAUGGCAUAAGCUUCAGCAUGGCUUAUCUGGAUUCAGAUCUUUUUUGGGAAACUUGAACUAUAUUUCAGACAACAUAGACUAUUUAAAUGAAAGGGUAGGGCCCUCAUCGCCUGAAAGUGAUCCUGACAGACUAGAAGAGUAUUUACAAAUAGGAACCGAAUCUAUAAAUGGGUUUACACUUUUGCUGCAAAUGGCAUCUCUCUUUGAGCUGUCCAUUCAGAUAUAUCACGCAAUAGAAAACAAGACUGAACGUACGGUCUUAGUCAGACUUUCUCCAAAUAUGAACGGAUCCUUAUCAUUUUCUGGGAUUCUAAAUGAGUGGUAUAUACUUUCUGGGUUAAACCCUCCAAACAAACACAGAUUAUGGACUAAUGAGCACCUCGAUAACGACUACCUACCAAAAGAAGAUUCCAUCGACUUUGACUGUAACAGGCCUGAUUUUCUUGCUCCUGUAACUUUGCCUAGAGGAAUAAAAGGUAUAUUAUAUCCCAGUAAGAUAGCUUACUGUGAUGAAGAAGUGGAGGAUGAAACUUCACAGAAACGUUUUGCAUUGAUCUAUGAUGACUUCCAUUACAAGUCUUUGAAAGACAUUCAUUCAAACCUUAGCAUUCAAGGCAAUACUGAAAUGAGAGGAGGCAGUAGUGUUGCUUCUAGCGUCAGCUCAGAUAGCAUAGUUGUCGGAAACAACAAUUUGAGUGGCUCGUACCUGUUAGGAGUGUCUAAUCAAACCCUGAAUGGCACAAAUCUUACCAACCGCUUAUUUGAAGACAUAGCUAGGAAAGCAAAACAGUCUCCGAAGUCACCACUUAAAGUAAUUGAAAUUAUUAGUGAUAUGAUACAGCUAUUAAAACCCCUAGCUACCGUCCAUGAAUUUGGCAUUGUUCAUAAUGGUAUUACAAGUUCCAACAUCUUGAAGUCAACUGAAAAAGCUUCAAAUGUUGUUUUGACUGGAUGGGAUUUUUGCUUCUCUUUACAGCCCGAGGAUUCGUCAAACGGAUAUCGGAAGAGGCAUUUGGCUCAAGUGCCUGAUCUCUUGCCCUAUAUUUCUCCAGAAGCCACUGGAGAAAUCAAUAAAUCUGUUGAUUAUAGGUCAGACUUUUACGGAAUUGGAAUAGUUUUGUAUGAACUUUUGGUAGGAUGUCUUCCGUUUGUUACUGAUUCUGAUCCUUCCAGGUUGAUUAGGAUGCAUAUAUUACAAAAACCCAUAGCUCCCCACUUAAUCUGCGAAAGUUGGAUAUCAGAGACUUUAAGUAACAUCAUAAUGAAGCUUUUAGAGAAGAAUGCAUCAGACAGGUAUUCUGAUUGUAACAGUCUAAUAAAUGACUUGGUUAAGGUAAAAAACUCAUAUAUUGAUAACAUUUUGCAAAUGAGUCACAGUGUCUCGCAAUACUGGUCAAACGAUGAAAAAACUAAGGAAUAUCUUCUUAAGGAGCCAUAUUUUCAUCCCGAGAAAAAUCAUAUUCCUCCUUCUCAAUUGCUUCCUCGAAAGUUGGUAGGGCGUGAACAGGACUACAAAAACCUCAUUAACUUCUAUUACACGUUUGGAUCUUAUGCUUCAUUCAUAUUCAUCAAAGGGCCAUCAGGUGUUGGAAAAUCGGCCUUGAUGAAUGAUUUAACAGUUGAAGCCAUAUCAAGCCGUGACUACUAUUGCCACUGGAAAUUUGAAAGACUGGAGUCUGGAAACGUCUAUAACUUUUUUCUUCAUUCAAUGAAGACAAUUAUCAAUCAAAUUUUAAAUUCUUCGAAUCAUCAAAUUCAGAAAAUGAAUGAUUUAAUUAUUUCUAAUAUACCCCUAGAUCUUGGAAUAUUAUUUCGUCUAAUUCCCGAGCUUAAGACUUUGCUAGGUCCAAAGUAUAGUGGGAUAUAUGAACGCACCUCAUCCAGCGUUGACACAGAUAAUAAUAAAUCUGAAGAUCAUACGUUUAACCUAGACUUGAAGUUCAGGUACAUUUUGAAAGCUUUUUUUUGCGUAAUUGGACUGCAAGGAUUAACGAUAUUUUUAGAUGACCUUCAUUAUUGCAGCAUGGCAGAAUGGUCAAUGAUAUCUGAGUUUUUGGAUUAUGCUCGAACCAAGAAUUCGAAAGGAAAUAUGUCAAUUCGAAUAGUUACUACAUAUGACGAUCUGCACAAGAACUCGGAUAACUCACUAAACAUCAGGUCAAUUUAUACCUUUUUGAAAACUAGAGAUGCUCAACAUCAUGUUUUAAACUUGAAAUAUCUCGAAAGAAGCAAAUUUGGAGAAUAUAUAAAUGCUGUGAGUACUGUAAACCCCAGACAUCAAGCUGGUCCAAGUAGCUAUGACGAUACAACAAGCUCAUCUUCGAUGUUGAAUAAACUGAAACAAAAUGGAUCUAGCGAACAAGUGCAAACUCUCAGCUCUAAGCUAUUUGCGAUGACAAAAGGGAAUAUAUUAAUCACGAAUUAUUUGCUUCGUAUAGCAGGUUUAACUGGCAACAUAAAGUUAGAUGCAAGUGCAAUUCCUAGCGACAUGAAAUGGCUGUUUACAUUUAGCGAUAAAAUCUUGAAAUUGAAGCAAAGUGAAAUAUUGAAGACUUAUCUCACCUUAGCUGUACCCAACGAAGCAAUAUCUCUUCUAAAGUUUGCUGCGCUUUCAAGUCCUGAGUAUUAUUUCUAUUUAUCUGAUUUGAUAAUUGUUUCAGACUUAUCGAUGGAUGACGUGUUCAAAUUGCUCAACUUAUGUGUGGAAACAAAAAUCAUUGUUCCAACAAGAACCUAUUAUAAACUUCCCUUUCAUCUAAUGAUGUCCUCGAAAUUUCCUAUAGAUAUAAGCGAUUCCGGCGUCUGGAUGCUUGCCACACAAACAAGAUAUAGAUUUAGUCACGAUGACAUACGAGCUGAACUUCUUGAACAGUUAAAUAGCAGUGGUGAUUUAGAGCAGUAUCACAGACUCUGCGGAUUGAGGCAUUACAAAAGGAUCAAGAACUUACCAGAUUUUAGCAUAAGAUAUUAUCUCAAAAUGGCAGCACAUUUCAGUGGCUCGUGGAAAGUAGCCAAAGAUGAUGAAGAACAUAUUUAUUUAGAGGUCUUACUUGCGGCAGGUCGUUACGCAUCAUCAACUUAUAGCGUAAAGGACUCUUUGAAAUUCUUCGAAAUAGCAGACAAGUUUAUCAAACCACGUGAUAAGAAGAGAAAAGUAAAGAGUGCUUUCACUCUAUGUCAAUGUAAUUAUUACUUGAAAGACUACAGAGCUUGCCUUAAGAUAAUCGAUAGCACUAACAAACUUUACAGUUUUAGUGAAACUUUGUUCUUGACGUGGAAAGUGCGAUCUCUUUUCAGACUUGGAGAAACCGAAAAGGGUAUACUAGUUGCAGUCGAGGGUUUGCAAAAAGUUGGGUUUGAUGCUAGUCUUGAUGAGUCAAUUAAUGUAAAGGCUGGAAAAGAAGCUUUGAAGUCUAUUCCAUUAUCAGUUGCUGAAAUCAGAAACUUGAGACUGCUACCUUUAGCAACGGAUCCAGAUACUAGGUUGGCAUAUGAAUUAAUAUGUGAUAUGAUAGCCCCAACUUACAUUCUUAAUAAAAGGAACUUAAGGACAUCGCUUGUUCGACAGUUGAUAACAGCUAUGAAUACGAGGGGUGUCUCAUCAUAUUGUGCUAUUCCAUUAUUGGAAUUUGCCAAUAAUUUGGCGAAAGAAAAUGAUAAGGCUAGCUUUAGCAGAUGCAUUCAGUUUUGUGAAUUUGCUUUGGAAUUAGUCAGUCAAGAUGAGAAGGUUUCCUUUGCUUUCGUUAAAAGUGUUUAUGAAAUAUAUAUCAGUCUGUUGGCAAUAUUCAUUGAACCUAUUGGUGAUGUUUUCAAAUAUUACGACACGUUUAUCAGCUCCACAAAAGCAUUGGGCUAUCAGUCUUCGAGUUUGGAUAUCGUCAAGAAGUCAGCUAAGCUCUAUUUAUUAUACUACACAGGACAUCCAUUGGACCAAAUACUUGCAUCCUGUGACAAUUCCUCCCUUGUGUCGAAUUACCAUCUGUCAAAUGAAAAUGAUUUUCUUUUAGCAGUUUUGCAUUUACUUCAAAGUCAAUUAAAUGUUGAUGAUUUAGAAAAGAUAUAUGAAAACUUGGACCAAAAAUCGAGCGCUGCUACAUUCAGCUAUUACAACCUCAAAACACUCUAUUUCACAAUCACAGGGCGUCUUGAAGAGGCAGAGGAACUCUUGAUCAAUCAUGCGUACCACUUGCUGCAAGAUCUCUCGUUGUCAAUAAUGCACAUAGACUUUUAUUGUCUUGCAGCAUUCGUCUUGUGUCAAAGCAAGCAUCGUAAUGAGAGUACUAGGCAAGCCAUAUUUGAUAAAGCCUAUAAACUGUUUGAAGUAUGGAAUGAAAUGUGCCCAUCUACAUUCGCACCGAAGUUCUUACUUGUCAAAGCCCUAAAAGAUAUUUAUGAAAAUUGCAACUCUUCAUUAUCAAUACUAGAUACGUUUGAGGAGUCGAUCGAACUUGCGAAAGAGAGCGGAAGUUGGUACGAUGUGGCAUGGGGUAGCUUACAAUGUGCAAUAUGGCUUAAGAGGACAGAAGGUAGUCGUCGCAGAAUUUCAUCUCAUGCCAAAGUAGCCUUGGAGACCUUUAGAAGUUUGAAGGCCACGUUGCUAGUUGAAGCAGUUGAGCGAUCUUUUAGUAAUUAUCUUAACGAGUCCUAUAACUGGGCUGGUUUAACUAAUAAGUCUUUAAGCAGCGGUGAUUUGACUAAAUCUUUAGACAAGGGGCGGGGAAUGCCAUUGAAUAAUUCUUUAAAUUCUUUCUUCACCUCUUCUGACUACACUAAGAGGAAUAAAAUUAAAAUAGGUGAAGAAGUGUCUCAAAAAAUGAGAGUAAGAAGGCUGAUGAAUAAUGAAAGAGAUAGCAAUGAAUCGUUAAACAGAGCUGUUCAGGCAUGUUUAGCAAUUUCGGAGUCGUACGAUAAUGAUCUGAUAGUUUUGAAUUUGCUAGAGAGCACAAUUAUCCUUUCGGAUGUGGACUAUGGCGCGGUUGUGGUUAAAAGUGAAAAUGAGCCUUUCAUUAAGGCGGUAGGAUCACCAAAUAAUGUUUAUGGAAUCAAACACCAGCCAUUAAGUUCAAGGAAUGACUUAUGUCCAUUUUCACUACUUACGUAUGUGAUGCUCACUGGGGAAUUCGUUAAUAAAGAUGAAGAUCAUAUACUUUUUGAAAAAAGGUUCGGCAAAGACGAGUAUUUCCUGCAAAAUACAUGUGCUGCUAUGAUAUGUAUUCCUUUAAAAAACCAAGCUGGAGUUUAUGGUGCACUUUACUUGGAGAAGAAUGGUGGAUCUAAAGUGCGUUUACCUUAUUUUGGAGCGAAGAAGCGAGACCUCUUAAACUUGUUGUGUUCGCAGACUGCUAUCUCUUUAGGCAAAGCUAUUCUUUAUUCACAAAUGGAGGUAGCCAAAAAGGCAGCAGAGGAGGCAACUGCUGAAAAAGCCAGCUUCUUGGCCAAUAUGUCUCAUGAGAUUCGGACUCCUUUCAAUUCCUUAUUGUCUUGCUCUAUGUUUCUUCUUGAUACUCCGCUCAACAUGGCACAAAGAGAGUAUGUUGAAACAAUUAAAAGUUCUGCUCUUGUAACUUUGAACAUCAUUGAUGGUAUCUUGGCAUUUUCAAAAAUAGAGCAUGGAUCAUUCACUUUAGAGAAUGCACCAUUUUCUCUAAAUGAUUGUAUAGAAAGUGCAUUGCAACUAGCAUGUGAGCAAGCUGCAGCGAAUGAUUUAGAAUUGGUCUUUUUCAACAGGUGUCAGAACAUAAAAAACAUUUUUGGUGAUCUUACAAGAUUCAGACAAAUUAUUAUCAACUUAGUAGGGAAUUCGGUGAAAUUUACUCAGGAUGGUCAUAUAUUAGUCGAAGUAAAUGCAACGAAAAUUACUUCAGAUAGAUAUAGAAUUCAUGUCUCAGUUGAAGAUACCGGUAUUGGUAUUCCCGAUGAAUCAAAAAGUAAAGUUUUUGGUGCAUUCUCACAAGCUGAUGGCUCCUCAAGAAGAGAAUUUGGAGGUUCAGGCUUGGGAUUGACCAUAUCUAAAAAAUUGGCGGACUUAAUGGGCGGCUCUUUGACAUUCGAAACGUGUCAGAAUGAGGGCAGUGUGUUUCAUUUGGUUUUAAAUACACAGGUUGAGUUGUUAAAGGAACCAGAAAUUACACUCUCAGGCAAAGAGGGCAUGUUUGGAUUCAAUAACGCAGCCUUGAUCUUGGAUAGACGUGUGCUUAGUAGAGAAGCACUUAGAGAGAUGUUGACAUAUUUUGGAAUGAGUGUGACUGUUUCAACGACAGAUAAGGCUGACAAGGAUGAUCUAAAAAAUUUUUCACUAGUAAUAGCUCAUCAGGAAGGUUUCAGUUUCUUAAAGGAUAACAUGAGGCAAUUGCAUAAGGAUUGUAAGAUAAUAGUGGUUGCACAAUUUGGAAAUUUAUUGUCGAAAGAAAUCGAAUCUUAUCCUGUACUUUUAUAUCCGUUCCAAAAGCAGAAGAUUAUAAAUAUGAUCAAUGGUCUCAAAGAAUCCUCUGAAAAUCUUAGCCUGAAUCUGAGCACAUUUACAGAAGCACUAAAGUCUGAUUCACUUCUUUCCGAGCGCUAUCCCUUAAGAAUCUUACUUGCGGAGGAUAACUUGGUCAAUAUAAAGGUUGCGCUUCAGCAUCUAAAAAAACUAGGUUAUGAUGCCGAUCAUGCUAAGGAUGGAGUUGAGGUUAUAGUGAAAUGUGAAAGCUUGUUGGAGAAGGACGAGAAGUAUGAUGUUAUUUUAAUGGAUAUUCAAAUGCCUAGAAAGGAUGGUUUAUCGGCUACUAUUGAACUCAGAGAAUUGUUUGAUAAGAAGAAUAAAUCAGAAUAUGUGCCAAUGAUUGUUGCAUUAACUGCUAAUGUUGCUGGCGAAGACAGAGAAAAAUCUCUUGGCUGUGGUAUGGUAGAUUUUAUAUCAAAGCCGAUUCUUCCAAGCGAGUUGAAAAGAGUCUUGUCAGCAGUCGGUGAGAAUUUGAAGUAG
Molecule: messenger RNA, 7152 nt
Organism: Priceomyces carsonii
Lineage: Eukaryota; Fungi; Ascomycota; Pichiomycetes; Serinales; Debaryomycetaceae
Gene: CHK1
Product: Chk1p
Exons: 1
Coding region: 1-7152 (2383 amino acids)
Biological process (GO): phosphorelay signal transduction system; protein phosphorylation
Molecular function (GO): ATP binding; protein binding; phosphorelay sensor kinase activity
Source: RefSeq, a predicted model, not a curated record